CUCACCAGCCCUCAGAGAGAGACGAGGGUGGCGGCAGCGGGGUGACAGCCCCAGCGCGCGGGCUACGUGCGGCAGGCUCGGGGUAUUGGCCGGUGUCUGCCGCCCUCAGGGGUAUAUAUGCAGGGGCUGGUAUUUUUAUUGCUUGCCUCCAUCCCCAGGGAACAAGGGCGGGAGAGGGGCGCGCGCUCCAGCCGAGCGUCGCGGAUCGGAACGGGUCGAAGGAGGCAGUUUUGCGAGUGGGGGAGGCGGGGGAAACCUUGAUUUCCACCAAUCCCCGGGCGUUUGCCUGCGAAGUCCGGGGCGCAGCGGAAGGCUGCGGCGCGCCGCAGAUUAACUGAUGAGAGCGAGUUCUUUUCUUCGCCGGGAGGGGUGGGGAGCGCGGGUCCCCGAGGCCGAGGCGGAGAAGCCCGGCGCAGGGUAACGGUCCCGGGCCGCCGUGGAAAUUUCCAAGGACGCGGCGCGGGGCGCGCGUCUGGGGGUGCCUGGCGGCGCCGCGGCGCGAGAGGCGGGGAGAGCGGCGGAGGGCGCAGGAGCGCCUCUCGGAGGGGACGCCGCGGCCAGAUGUCUGGGAGGGCGCUGAGCCUGUGCCCGGACCCGCGCCGCGGGCGGCCGUGAUGCCGCAGAGCCGGCGGGAGCCACUCGCCGCCGCCGCCGCGCUCCGCGCUCUCGGAGGUCCCGGCGCCCGCCUCCUGCAGGGGAAGCGACCCUGGCCAUAGCUCGUGACUUGCUCUCCGGCCACUUCCCCUUGAAAGAAAGCCUUGGAAAAGUUGCAUUAAAAAAGAAAAAUCCUUGCGCUGACCUUUGGGGCCCUAGGGGCCGAAGAAGCGUGCGCGCGAGUGGAAGCAAGAAAGCGAAAGGUGCGUGUGCAUGGGGGGCAGGCGCGGGGGCACCCUCCGCUGCCACUUGGCCCUGGCGCUGUGCUGAGGCCCCGGCCCUCGCCCCCCGGACCCCGGGGCUGAGAUGAACGCCUGCGGGCGGGCCCGGAGACACACGUCCAGAGGGGCCAUGGCAGUCCUGGCGUGGACGCUCCCGCGGAUCCGGCUGCCGGUGGGAGCCAGCGCGCUCUGCGUCGUGGUCCUCUGUUGGCUCUACAUCUUCCCAGUGUACCGGCUGCCCAACGAGAAGGAGAUCGUGCAGGGGGUGUUGCAACAGGGCACGGCGUGGAGGAGGAACCAGACGGCGGCCAGAGUCUUCAGGAAACAGAUGGAAGACUGCUGCGACCCCGCCCAUCUCUUUGCUAUGACUAAAAUGAAUUCCCCCAUGGGGAAGAGCAUGUGGUAUGAUGGGGAGUUAUUAUACUCAUUCACCAUUGACAAUACAACUUAUUCUCUCUUCCCCCAGGCAACCCCAUUCCAGCUGCCCUUGAAGAAAUGUGCGGUGGUGGGAAAUGGUGGGAUUCUGAAGAAGAGUGGCUGUGGCCGUCAAAUAGAUGAAGCAAAUUUUGUCAUGCGAUGCAACCUUCCUCCGUUGUCAAGGGAAUACACUAAAGAUGUUGGAUCCAAAAGUCAUUUAGUGACGGCUAACCCCAGCAUAAUUCGGCAAAGAUUCAGGAAGGAAAAUUUACAAUCACCUAAAUCAUCAGUGACUGCGGUUACGAGGACGUCAUGCACCCAUUUUGUACCCAAACAUCGUUUGGGGUUUCAGAACCUGCUGUGGUCCAGGAAGACAUUUGUGGACAACAUGAAAAUCUAUAACCACAGUUACAUCUACAUGCCCGCCUUUUCUAUGAAGACAGGAACAGAACCAUCCCUCCGGGUUUACUAUACACUGUCAGAUGUUGGUGCCAAUCAAACAGUGCUCUUUGCCAACCCCAACUUUCUGCGUAGCAUCGGGAAGUUCUGGAAAAGUAGGGGAAUCCAUGCCAAGCGCCUGUCCACAGGACUCUUCCUGGUGAGUGCAGCCCUGGGCCUCUGUGAAGAGGUGUCCAUCUAUGGCUUCUGGCCCUUCUCUGUGAAUAUGCAUGACCAGCCCCUCAGCCACCAUUACUAUGAUAACGUCUUGCCCUUUUCUGGCUUCCAUGCCAUGCCAGAGGAAUUCCUCCAGCUCUGGUAUCUUCAUAAAAUCGGUGCGCUGAGAAUGCAGCUAGACCCGUGUGAGGGCACCUCACUCCAGCCCACUUCCUAGGGACCACGGAGAAAGAAAGAACUGAGCCGGGGCAUUUUUGUUAGGUUUUCUACAUGACUCCAAAAGGAAAUGGUCAAGUCAUUUCAUGGAUUUGCAUGGACCACUUGGAAAACAGAAAGAAUGAAAACCCAAGGAGAUUUCUACUUUUAAUGUUAGCUUGGAGGACAAAUAAGAAAUGCACAUCCUGUGAAAUAUUUUAUAGCACAUGUGGAUUUGCAACGAAUAACACACUGAUGAAGUGAUGUUGGCAAAGCACAUUGACAUGGUUUAAAUCUAGAAGGUACAUUUCACGGACAAGUUGGACCUCUGGUGGAAGAUGAGAAAUUAAUCAAGGUGGAAAAAAUGAAAUGCCAGGCCAAAGUGUUACUGAUUAUCAACACAAACUGGCUUCAUAAAAAAACCUGUCUUACUAAGAGUGACAUUAGAACCAUAGGGUUUUAAAAAUUAUUAUCUAUUUUUGCCCUAUUUAGGGGCAGUGAGUUGGGUGAUGGGUAGAUUAAAAAUUCCCUUACUGAAUAAUAAGGAUACAAAACACUGCAAUUGAUUAUUGUGAUUUGUUAAACCAAGUCUAUGUUAACUAUAGUCCCCCUCUAUUUAAAAAAUGUUAAGUAAGAAUUGCCUCCUCCCCUUUCGUCAAGUCUACUUAGACAAUGUGAAGUAUUGUUGAAUUUAGACUGUGUUGAUUCAAAGUCUAGAUAACAUGAGCCACUUUCCCUCCUCCUCAGAAUUUCGGACAUAAACCGAAUUUUAGGUCUGCAUUAUGUAAGACUAUUUGCAUCGUCAUUAUUAUUUUAGUGCAAAAAAAAAGUUCAAAUGCCAGUGCAUUAUUCAUUUACAAAUUAGCAUAACUGUCUUCAUAAUUUAAUGUUCAGAGAUGAAGUAAAGCACAGUGAAGUAAAAGUUUAGGUUCUGGAUGACAGACUGGAAUACACAUCCCCAUUCUAUCCACCAAGGUACAUUCACUCCAAGAUAAAACAUAUGCAUCCACACAUACAAGCAUGCAUAUGCUCAUGCACACACCCACACACAUUUGUACACACAGUUAAACAAAGCUCAUUACCAUGCAGCUAUGAAAGCCGAAUCCACAUAUCCUGGCAUGACAAAGAUCUAUAACCCGUGUUGGAGAGCUUCAAAUGUGCUGCCCACUACAGCUUGAUACAAGACAGCCAGCUUAUUGGUUGCUGCUCACAAUGCUCAAACCAGCAUGAGUUGCAAACUUCACCCCCAUAGGCUUACCCAAAAUGAGCAGAAUUGUUUUAUUUAUUUUAACUCUCCCCAACAUCUCACGAAUAGACCUGUGUUGAGCAUGGUCACACAAGUAAAGGGAUGUGAAUUACUA
Molecule: messenger RNA, 3463 nt
Organism: Manis pentadactyla (Chinese pangolin)
Lineage: Eukaryota; Metazoa; Chordata; Mammalia; Pholidota; Manidae
Gene: ST8SIA1
Product: ST8 alpha-N-acetyl-neuraminide alpha-2,8-sialyltransferase 1
Exons: 6
Coding region: 961-2124 (387 amino acids)
Biological process (GO): N-glycan processing; oligosaccharide metabolic process
Molecular function (GO): alpha-N-acetylneuraminate alpha-2,8-sialyltransferase activity
Source: RefSeq, a predicted model, not a curated record